AUGGCAGACAGAGCACCGCCGCCCCCCAUGCCGGGGCCGCUGCCCUCGUCAUUCGACGACAAUGUAGACUUUUACAACGAGCGCCCGAUGCAAAAGGUCGUCCGAAAGAUCAAGGAAGAGCCCCUAGUGCCACUCGGAAUCGGCCUCACCGUCUUCGCCUUCGUCAAUGCCUACCGCGCCCUCCGCCGCGGCGACUCCCGCCAGGCCAACAAGAUGUUCCGCGCCCGCGUCGCCGCGCAGGGCUUCACCGUCAUCGCCAUGGUCGCCGGCAGCAUGUACUACAGCAAGGACCGCGAGAAGACCAAGGAGCUGCGCAAGCUCAAGGAGCAGCGCGACGCCGAGGAGAAGCGCCAAAAGUGGAUCCGCGAGCUCGAGAUUCGCGACGAGGAGGACAAGGCUAUGCGCGCCCGGCUGAGCGGGCGGAGGACCCAGGCCGAGGAGACGCCAGAGCCCGCCCCGGCCGCCGUCGACGAGCCCGCGCCGGACGCCAAGUCGUCGCAGGGCACGGGCGGCAUCCUGGGCAAGAUGGGCUUGUGGUCAAAGGGAGAGAAGGCGGUUGCUGCGGCAGAGCAACAGCCCGCAGAACCCGAGAGCGUAGAGGACAAGAAGCCGGCGCGAAAGGAGAACCCCAAGAGCUCGCUCGGCGCCAUCGGCGAGGUCAUUGCAUCAAAGAAGAAGGAUUAA
This is a messenger RNA of Purpureocillium lilacinum, 684 nucleotides long. RefSeq names its product respiratory supercomplex factor 1, mitochondrial. The record is from RefSeq and is a predicted model, not a curated record. Gene Ontology annotation, biological process: mitochondrial respirasome assembly. NCBI's taxonomy places the organism in Eukaryota, Fungi, Ascomycota, Sordariomycetes, Hypocreales, Ophiocordycipitaceae. Gene Ontology annotation, cellular component: mitochondrion.